Eimeria necatrix is the source of this 1923-nucleotide messenger RNA. RefSeq lists its product as hypothetical. Lineage: Eukaryota; Apicomplexa; Conoidasida; Eucoccidiorida; Eimeriidae. The transcript has 3 exons. The coding region runs from base 1 to 1923 and encodes 640 amino acids. The record is from RefSeq and is a predicted model, not a curated record.
AUGCACCUCCGCAACGGACGCGUCAUCGGUCCCACGCUGCAGGAGACUCCUACAAUGUCAGUCAACAAAAUACCGAGCGGGACACCAGCCCAUCAUCGCCACGCGACUCAGAAACCCACCGUGGCAGAGCGGUCGCAUGGGCAUAAGGAGGCGCCCCCGCAGGGGACAGAUUUGCCCAAUGUUAUGCCAGGGGACAGUCCCUUCGUCACCUGGGACCAAUUCCAGUCUGCAAUGACUGUGAUUAGAACUGUAAUAGGGGGAACCGGGGCACCCGGCGCAACGACUCCUAUACUAUCUGAAGACGGCAGCACUAUGCAGGCUUUUCUGCUGCGCAUCGAGCGCCGGUACACCCAGAUGGGAUUGGAACCGCGCGAGUGGGGAAAUGCACUUAUAGACCACCUUGUGGGCCCGGCUCUAACGCAUUGUAUGUAUCUACGGAGAACUAUUGACCUAAGCGACGGGGCGACAGUACAGCGCAGGCUUCUGGAGCGGUUUGACAGAACAAUGUCGCAGAGUCAAUUGUUAACGGAGUUGACAAAGGUACGGUGGAAUGGUGACCCGAAGGAAUACACCGACCAGUUUGCGGCUGUGGCAGAGCGGGGGUUGGGUCUUGCCCCCGACGAAAUCGCGGACUACUAUUGCGCCGGGCUACCGACAGGCCUCCAUCUUCUAAUAACCAAUAACGGACACGUGAAAUGUCACGAUGGGCACGCGGAAGGGUCUCAGCCGCUUUUGGAAACGCGGCGGGAGUCUGGGUCAGCGUCGAUCCUGAGUGAGGAGACUCCGGACGCGACGACGGACAACAGGAAAAAGUCUGCAGAGGCAACAGAAGACGGCUAUAGGUCAGACGCGACAGAGAUUGUACCACACUGGUGGAGGGAGGCUUGCACAAAAGAGUCUUACGACCAAGGGGGAGCGUUUUGUUGUGUGGGUGCGAUGGCGGUACUUCGCGUUGAGCUCGCAGGGAGUCCUUCCUUGGGUUUGGAUUGGCUGACGGAACACAAGGUGGCUUGGUAUUUUCAGUCUGACAAACUCCGAACCUAUGUGAAUGGCCAGUGGUGCGAGUUACCGGUCCUUCGGACUUGUGAAGCAACGCUGCAAGGUGACAGUCCCACCGUAGUCCACCCAAGGACCCCAGAAGAGCAAGCAUAUGAGAUAUUGGCCAAACAAGUGGCGGGUAUUUCAGCCGAGGAGGCAGCUAUAUUCCUACGCCCGCCUCCAAGGAGGUUUAAGUCCCACGCGAAGACUAAGGCGAAGGCGCGGAUAACGUCGCUCCUUCGUCAGGCGGCGGCUGACACAAAGGAUCUCAAGGCUCCAUUGUACGGUUUGCAUCUCAUACUGGCUUUGCCCGAAGCCGGUUUCGCAGUGCCCCUAAGGCUCUCGGAUGAAUGGCAAGACGCGCUUUGUUGCGCGUUAAUUGGGAAUCAACCCACGUCCUCUGGCUGGCGUAGUCCUUCGGCCUCAACCGCCUCGGUGGCAGCGGAGAGUGACGAGGAGUCUCCCUGGCCUAUGGCGAAACUCGAGCACACUCUUUUCGACGAAUGGAUAACUUCUCCAGAGGCGCAGGAUAUUCCAUGUGAGGUUGCCCAGGUGUUGUACGAGUAUCGAGCGGUUUUUCCCGAUACCUUACCUAAAGGAUUACCGCCAAAGCUCCCUCAUGAUCGCCAUAUUCUACUUGUGCCUGGAAAACUUCCAGCAAAAUCUGCAAUAUACCGUAUGACCCCAUAUCAGCUCACAUUCCACAAACAGGAGAUACUUAAAUUAUCGGAAAAUGGUUGGAUCGGACCGACCUAUUCGCCUAUUCGCUCUCCUACGAUCAUGGUGAACAAACGUGAGAAUGGCAUUAGGUCUCGUCGCUACCGCACACAUCAUCCCUUUGCCAUGGCUACGCGGCCUAGAACGCUCGUCUUCAACCACGCCUAG